CCUGAACUCUUCUCUCCAACCCACCUCUCUCGAUCCUCCCACCAACUGCCUAAUGUGUAUGAUUAUUUGCUUUUAGUUUUUCUGCUGUUGAUCGCCUUCUUCAAUCAUGGCCUUUGCCACCAUCAACUCCUCGACCCCGAAGAGUAUUCCGGCCAUUGAAGAUGCCUUUGCCGCCGAACCUUCUCUGAAGAAACGAGUUUACGAGGCGAUCGGAACGACCCCGCAAUAUAUACCUUUAUUCGAGGACAUCGCGCGAUACACCUCCAGCCUGCUGGCCAGGAACACGAACCCCAUCAUCCCUCAACCUGUACAGGCCGCCGCCGCCGCUGUCCCCGACGGCCCUGCGGCGAAGAAACGCAAACUCGAAAAGGGCGAUGCUGCCACCGGCAACGCCCAAACGCCGGGAGACUUGAAAGCCGACCUGCCUUUACAAUUCUACAUGCCGGAUGUGUCAUUUGCUAUUCCGCAGCGGAAAAAGUUGACGCUGGAGUCUACGGCCGGGCGCGGGUUUCUGCGCGCGAGGAAUCAGACGUCGAAGGAGGUUGAGUUUGGGGUCGCGUGGGAUAAGAUACAACAUGUCCUGUGUCUCCCAGUCCCCGAGAAAAACCAACGUCAAACCAACUUUUGCAUAAUUCCCCAAUACGGCGACGGCAUCAAUCCUCCCCCCAACGGGGAGCCUGCACCCGAGUCGAUCGUAUGGACGGUGGCCGACGGGCCUCCCAAAGCGGGCGCCUUCACGGGGAACGGGCAACAGAUCGCGACCACGGAGGGCGAGACGGCCGAGCAAUUGGUGCGGAAGACACUGAACGAGAACCUCUCGCAGACGCAGGUGGUGCGUCCGGACGAGAGGGAGUUCGUGAGUGCGAUGCCCGAGGCGCAUCGCAAGGGCGAGAAGGCAUACCAUGUCAAGGCGUUCCGUGGGAGUAAAGAAGGUUACUUAUUCCUUCUGUCUACGGGUAUCCUAUUCGGAUUCAAGAAGCCAUUGCUCUUCUUCGCCUUUGAAACCAUCGACUCGAUCUCCUACACGUCGGUCCUCCAGCGCACAUUCAACCUAAACGUCAUGGCCCGUCCGCUCGCCAGCGAGGAGACACAGGAAUUCGAAUUCUCCAUGAUCGACCAGGCCGACUUCAGCGGCAUCGACGCUUACAUCAAGAAACACGGCCUUCAAGACGCCAGUCUCGCCGAGGCCCGCCGCGCGAAGCGGUAUAACAUCAACGGCGUAAAGACCGAGGACGGGAACACCACCACCACCGGGGAAGGGGUCGCCGGGGAGGGUGAGGAGGAGAGCGAACUACAAAAGGCACAGCGCGAGCUCGAGGACCAGGAAGAUGAAGACGAAGAGGACUACGAUCCCGGUAGCGACUCCGAUAGCGACGGCAGCGGCUCCUCCAGUGACGGUGAAGACAGUGAAGACGGUGAGGGCCGGGCCGACAACGAAGAUGACGAUGACGACGACGAUGGAGAUCGAGACCUCGUGGCCGAUGAGCUCGGGAGUCAGGCGGAAGAUAUUCCAGACGAUCAGCUGUGAUUUGAUUUACCCCGAGGAAAUGGCGGGGCAUGUACUUUUUUUUCUAAUAGAUUGUCCGGGACACAGCUUAAGGCAUCCAUGGAAACUCUUUUUUUUGGAGGGAGGCAAAAGUAAUUAGGGCUUCUGUGGGACGGAGAACAUGUCCUCUUAUCUACCUAGAUGUAACACUACACAGGCCUUGACAUUGAAGUAUGAGAAUGGCACGCGACAC
Aspergillus melleus is the source of this 1739-nucleotide messenger RNA. It is a transcript of the gene rtt106, whose product is annotated as putative negative regulator of DNA transposition (Rtt106). The transcript is spliced from 4 exons. The record is from RefSeq and is a predicted model, not a curated record. Bases 107 to 1528 code for a protein of 473 amino acids. Lineage: Eukaryota; Fungi; Ascomycota; Eurotiomycetes; Eurotiales; Aspergillaceae. Gene Ontology annotation, molecular function: nucleosome binding; histone binding.